Messenger RNA from Rhagoletis zephyria (snowberry fruit fly), 661 nucleotides. RefSeq names its product coiled-coil domain-containing protein 12. Gene Ontology annotation, cellular component: U2-type spliceosomal complex; post-mRNA release spliceosomal complex. NCBI's taxonomy places the organism in Eukaryota, Metazoa, Arthropoda, Insecta, Diptera, Tephritidae. The record is from RefSeq and is a predicted model, not a curated record.
UAAUAUCAACAUUCCUAUUGUUUUCCUAUUCCUAUGGUUUAGGCUUUCACAUUUUGAUUAUUUAUGUACUUCAAUUUUGGGUUCCAGAAAAAUGGAAUCAGAGGAAAUUAAAUUGGGAAAAUUAACUGAGGAGUCUUUAAAGCGUAAAGAACGUUUGCGUCAAUUACGUGGAAAAGCCCAAAAAUCCGAUAAAGAUUCUUACACUAAAGGAACCGAAGAGCUUCCGAGGCCUAUUUUUCGCAGUUACAAACCACAGAACGAAAAUACCGAAGGCGAAGUGUUAGACCAGGAACCAUCCGGUGAUAUUGAAAAAGCAGUAGAAGGGCAGUUGGAACUAUUGAAUCAGCCUAUGAUUAUCGAUGAAAUUGAUAUAGCAAAUUUGGCGCCUCGAAAGCCCGACUGGGAUCUAAAACGUGAUGUAUCAAAAAAGCUAGAACGAUUAGAGAGGCGCACUCAAAAGGCAAUUGCCGAGUUAAUACGGGAGCGGCUGAAAAAGAAUCAAACCGACCAAGAAAUAUUUCAGGCGGUGAACGUUGGUACGGCGCAUGCCGGUGAGGCUACUACAGUCGAUGAUGAUUAGUAAUAACCAACAACUAAUAUAUUUUAUCAUGUAAGGAUUUAUUUAAUACACAUAUAAAUAUGAUAUAAAAUAACAGAAAUU